AUGAAGUUCUUCAGCUUGGCCGGUCUCCUCUUGACCGCAGUCACUGCCUCAGCACAAAACUCUAGCUGCGCGCCUUCGUCAUCCGAUGCGAACGUACUUGAGUUUGCCUGGGGUCUCUCCGACUUCAUCGGCGGUUACUACAACUCUACUGUGAACUCUACCUUCUCCUCCACCAGCAAUGCUACUAUUGCCGCCUACAAGAAGGUUCUCUACGGCGUAGAGAAGGAAAAUACCCUCGGCAGCGAAGCCAUCGAGAAGGUCGGCCAAAAGACACCCGGCUUUAGCGAGCCCGACUGCCAAUUCAAAUACCCCCAGGUCAACACCACUCAGGCUUGGGCCUUGUAUGCCUACCACUUCGAGGCGACUGUUACCGGUGCUUUCAUUGGCCUUGCCGGAUACACCCAGUCCCCCGAGGUUUCCUUCCUCUUAGCGCGUCUGGCUGCUUCCCACAGCGCCCACGCUGCUUUGAUUGGAAGCCGGGUCAACUCAACUUUCUUUGCACAGAAUGCCACUUCCCUUGUUGGAGCGUACCCACCAGCCCAGAUUCUUUCAACUCGCAACGAAACUGGUAGCCUGGGUCUUUACAUCGGCGACUGCCUCACGGCUCCCUCCAGCCCAUGUGGUUCUUUGAGAAUCGGUCCUCUUGAUGCCACACCUACUUCCUCUAUCGUUGCAGGCACUUCAUCUGCUUCCAGCUCCGCUAGCAGCUCUGCCGCCGCUAAGAGACGCCACUAA
Penicillium brevicompactum is the source of this 735-nucleotide messenger RNA. RefSeq lists its product as uncharacterized. The coding region runs from base 1 to 735 and encodes 244 amino acids. The transcript has a single exon. The record is from RefSeq and is a predicted model, not a curated record. NCBI's taxonomy places the organism in Eukaryota, Fungi, Ascomycota, Eurotiomycetes, Eurotiales, Aspergillaceae.